UAGGGUUGUGCUAUCUAUUCUCCGUCGAAAACCCUAGUUCUAAAACCUUCGAAACCUAGUCGUACUCUUUACAGGCGAUAAUGGUGAGGGCUAGCGUCUUAAACGAUUGUCUUAAGAGCAUGAGUAAUGCAGAGAAACGAGGGAAACGCCAAGUCAUGAUAAAACCCUCUUCUAAAGUGAUCAUUAAGUUUCUCACUGUGAUGCAAAAGCAUGGUUACAUUGCAGAGUUUGAAUAUGUGGAUGAUCACAGAUCCGGUAAGAUUGUGGUUGAGCUUAAUGGAAGGCUUAACAACUGCGGUGUUAUUAGUCCUCGAUAUGAUGUUGUCGUCACGGAAAUCGAAGGUUGGACUGCUAAAUUACUCCCUUCAAGACAGUUUGGGUACAUUGUCCUGACAACAUCAGCUGGAAUCAUGGACCAUGAAGAGGCUAGGAAGAAAAAUGUUGGGGGUAAAGUGCUUGGUUUUUUCUACUAAGGGAUUUUUAUGAAUUUGUUUUUUACUUAUUACUCUUUUGGUGUUUUCUUGUUGAUUUUUUUGAUUGGUUUUACUUAUUGUUACUCUUUUGGCGUCAAGAACCUUGUUACUCUGUUGCUUAUUAAUUAUUACUCAUUUGGCGUCAAGAACCUUGUUUUUAACUUAUUAUUACUGUUUUUGUUUCAAAAA
Molecule: messenger RNA, 662 nt
Organism: Arabidopsis lyrata subsp. lyrata
Lineage: Eukaryota; Viridiplantae; Streptophyta; Magnoliopsida; Brassicales; Brassicaceae
Product: 40S ribosomal protein S15a-3
Exons: 4
Coding region: 81-473 (130 amino acids)
Biological process (GO): translation
Cellular component (GO): cytosolic small ribosomal subunit; ribosome
Molecular function (GO): structural constituent of ribosome
Source: RefSeq, a predicted model, not a curated record